This is a messenger RNA of Daktulosphaira vitifoliae (grape phylloxera), 1872 nucleotides long. It is a transcript of the gene tral, whose product is annotated as protein LSM14 homolog A. Gene Ontology annotation, molecular function: mRNA binding. The coding region runs from base 194 to 1795 and encodes 533 amino acids. The transcript is spliced from 9 exons. Lineage: Eukaryota; Metazoa; Arthropoda; Insecta; Hemiptera; Phylloxeridae. The record is from RefSeq and is a predicted model, not a curated record. Gene Ontology annotation, cellular component: P-body. Gene Ontology annotation, biological process: P-body assembly; cytoplasmic stress granule assembly.
GAUCUUCUCUCGUGUAAAUUUUAUUUUCCUCUUGGAGAUGUAACGUUUGUACUGACAUCUUUUCAGUUGAUUUUAAAUAUAGUAUAUUAUUUCUUGUUUAAAUAGUUCUUCUAAGUUGUAUUCUAAACUUGACUUACUCUGUUAAUAUUUAACGUACUAACACCAUAGCUAGAAUAAUAUAAAAUCAUUCAAGAUGAGUAUGCCAGAGCUAGGAAGUAAAAUAAGUCUUAUAUCGAAGGCUGAUAUUAGAUAUGAAGGAAAAUUAUUUACAGUCGAUCCCCAAGAAUGUACUAUCGCAUUGUCUCAUGUUCAAUCCUUUGGUACUGAAGAUCGUUUGACAGAGUUCAAAGUUCCUGCACAAAGUCAAAUUUACAAUUACAUUUUAUUCCGUGGGUCUGAUAUUAAGGACAUAAAAGUUAUUACUCCACAAAUACCCCUCAAUGAUCCUGCAAUUGUUCAGUUAUCCGUUCCUCCAAAUACUAUGGGUGGAUAUAAUUCUAAUUACCAACCUACAAUGGAUGACUUAAAUUCUGCCAGUCAAGUUGGAAACUCAUACAAUCCCAUGUCUGGUGUAAAUCUCAAUGCUGGAACAUCACACAAACCGUCAAGUGAGUCAUCUCUGAUCUUAGACCAACAACAAGUUAAUCAACAGUCGCAACAAAGGCCUGCCCAAACUGAUGUUUUAGAUUUAAUUUCUGGAGGCUCCCGUUCAUCUACACCUGCUCAACCAACAUUUAAUGGGCAAAGAAAUAGUCCUACUUUUGAUCAAAGUGUGCAAACUGGCCAACAACCAAGUCCUGGUAAUAAUAGAAAUGGUAGAAAUCAACGUAAUCGAUCUACUUCUUCAGACACUCGCAAACCUGUUAGGCAACAAGGAAGACAAAAUUAUCAAAGAAAUGAUCAACAUUAUCAAAGAAAUGAUCAACAUUACCAAAGAAAUGAUUUUCAACACCAAGAUAACUUUGUUAAUCGUCAAGGAGGUAAUCGUAAUAUGAAUGGUCGAAAUUGGAAUAAUCAACAGAAUCAACAACAAGUAAGGCGCCAAGGAGUAAUUCCCAAUUCCACUGGUCGAUCAUUUUAUAACAACAGAUCAACUGGUCUUCCAGCUCCAAGUAAAGCACAAGGUCUAAGAACAAAUUCUCUCAAGUUUGAUGAAGAUUAUGAUUUUGAUAAGGCCAAUAGUGAAUUUCAAGAAAUCAUUAAAAAACUGUCAAGAACAAAAAUUGAUGAUGGUACUGAAGAACAAACUGAAGAAGUAACUGUAGUUAAUGGAAGUGAAUGUUCUGUAAAUGGUGACACAGCUCUACAUUCUAAUGAUAGUGAACACCUUACUGGAAAAAAACUAAAUCGUGUAGACAGUGUUCCUGAAGGAGCUAUUACAGAAAAUGACGAUGAUGAUCAAAAGAUAUUUUAUGAUAAAACUAAGUCUUUCUUUGACCAAAUAAGCUGUGAAGCUGUAGAAAGAAGUAAAGGGCAUAAUCAGAGAACAGAUUGGCGUCAAGAGAGAAAACUUAACUCUGAAACUUUUGGUGUGGCUAUGGCUAGGCGUGGACAAUAUCGUGGUCGUGGUGGUUAUUAUAAUAAUAACCCUAACUAUCGUCAAAAUCCUAAUACUUAUAAUAAUAGUAAUUAUAACAACCGUCAAGGAAUGAACUAUAACUUCCGUCCAAAUAAUGGAUAUGUCCGUAACAAUCCGGGAAGCCGUGGUUAUAACAAUUACAGACCUAGACAAACCAAUAAACAAGAUCAACGUCAAACAAAUGCAGUAUCCCCUCAAAGAGUUGUAGUAGCUUGAUCACUUGGUCUAAUAUCAAAGUUGCUAUAUAUAUAAUUUAAGAAAAUCAACAAUUAAAAAAAAAAAAAAAAAGCAAA